Molecule: messenger RNA, 905 nt
Organism: Setaria italica (foxtail millet)
Lineage: Eukaryota; Viridiplantae; Streptophyta; Magnoliopsida; Poales; Poaceae
Exons: 1
Coding region: 164-574 (136 amino acids)
Source: RefSeq, a predicted model, not a curated record
ACAUCAACGCAAAGAAAAGUCGACCCUCGUGCGAUGCGCAGCUAGGCUUUGCACACGUCGGCAUAUAUCCAAGUUUUCGAGUCCAAGAUCGAGGAGAGGCAGCUGGAGUCAAGGUACUAGCAGUGGUAGAGCUUGGAGAGAGGUCAAAGCUAGCUCGGAGCGCAUGGCCAUGGAGGUCCAGGGCUCCAGGCGGCACCAGGACGCCGGCGUGAAGGUCAAGUUCAUCGAGACGCGGUUCAUCAGCUCCGACGCCGCCAGCUUCAAGGCCGUCGUCCAGCGCCUCACCGGGAAGUCCUCCUCCCUCGCCGCCUCGCCGCCGCCGGCGCCGCAGCCGCGGAGGCCGCACCCGUGCCGGCCGGCCUUUGCUGGCGCGGGGCAGCAGCAGGCGGCCGCCGGGUGGCCGGAGCAGCACCAAGCUCUGAUGACCGUGCCGGCGCCGAAGCAGGAGCCGCUCGCGGCGGCGGCCCCUCGCCUGGAUGAGAUGCACGAGCUCUGCGACUUCGCCGACCUGUUCUACACCACCGCCACCGCGGGCGCACGGCACGACGACGCCGGCAGCGCCUUCCCGUACUGAAAUGACGUCGCGGGCCUUAAUUCUUGUUUUGUGGAGCUCGAAUGCUUGUGGUUUGCCGUUGCAAAUUCGGAGUGUGUUGAGCACAUUAAUGGUCCAGUAGAUGCGAUGGUCUGCGAUCUGCCACCCGCUGUACUGUUUGUUGGGUUUUCACAGGAAUCAAACACAUCGCGGACACAAGAAAACAAGAACACAAAGACUUCCGAGGCCGCAAACAGCUUAGCCUUUUCUUCUCUUCUUUAUUUCUUACGUUACAAACCCAUCAACAUGCAUGUGUAUGCUUUUAUACUCCGAAGUAUCUAACCGGCCAGAAUACAAGCUCCUUUCUUGUAUA